Messenger RNA from Tupaia belangeri chinensis (Chinese tree shrew), 1442 nucleotides. RefSeq names its product ArfGAP with dual PH domains 2 (gene ADAP2). NCBI's taxonomy places the organism in Eukaryota, Metazoa, Chordata, Mammalia, Scandentia, Tupaiidae. The record is from RefSeq and is a predicted model, not a curated record. The annotation marks the transcript as partial. Gene Ontology annotation, cellular component: cytoplasm; intracellular membrane-bounded organelle; plasma membrane. Gene Ontology annotation, biological process: heart development; positive regulation of GTPase activity. Gene Ontology annotation, molecular function: phosphatidylinositol bisphosphate binding; GTPase activator activity; phosphatidylinositol-3,4,5-trisphosphate binding. The transcript has 11 exons.
GCGGCGGGCACCGGCAGCGCGCGCUGCGCCGACUGCGGGGCGGCGGAUCCCGACUGGGCCUCUUACAAGCUGGGGGUCUUCAUCUGUCUCAACUGCUCCGGUGUCCACCGCAACUUCCCAGACAUCAGCAAAGUGAAAUCCGUGAGGCUGGACUUCUGGGAGGACAGUAUUGUGGAGUUUAUGACCCACAACGGGAACCUCCGUGUGAAGGCCAAAUUCGAAGCCAGAGUUCCCGCUUUCUACUAUGUUCCCCAGGCUGAUGACUGCCUGGUCUUAAAAGAACAAUGGAUUCGUGCUAAGUAUGAAAGACAGGAAUUUAUGGCUGAUAGGAAAACCAUCUCACUCCCAGGUAACCGAGAAGGGUUCCUGUGGAAGCGGGGAAGGGAUAACGCCCAGUUCCUGAGAAGGAGGUUUGUCCUUCUGGCCAGAGAAGGCCUCCUGAAGUACUACACUAAGGAAGAGGGUAAAGGCCCCAAAGCUGUCAUCAAUAUCAAGGACUUGAAUGCCAGCUUCCAGACAGAGAAGAUAGGGCACCCCCACGGGCUGCAGAUCACCUACAGGACAGAGGGCCACACCCGGAACCUGUUUGUGUACCAUGAGAAUGGGAAGGAGAUAGUGGACUGGUUCAAUGCUCUCCGUGCAGCCCGUCUGCAAUACCUAAAAACGGCGUUUCCUGAGCUUCCAGAGUCUGAGCUCGUGCCUCUCCUCACCAGGAACUACCUCAAACAAGGCUUCAUGGAAAAGACCGGUCCAAAGCAGAGAGAACCUUUUAAGAAAAGGUGGUUUGCCCUGGAUCCCCAGGAGCGGAGGCUUCUCUAUUACAAGAACCCACUGGAUGCCUUUGAGCAGGGCCAGGUUGUCCUCGGGAGCAACGAGCAAGGGUAUGCCGUACUUGCAGAUUUGCCCAAGGGCAUCCGAGGGAAUCGCUGGAAAGCUGGUCUCACCCUGGUCACCCCGCAGCGGAGAUUUGUCCUCACCUGCCCCAGCGAGAAGGAGCAGCGGGACUGGCUGGAGAGCUUGCGGGAUGUCUUGUCCUGCCCCUUGACGCCCCUCAACCUCCUCACUACAUCGACAGAGAGUGGCUGUGGCAGUAGGUGACCCAGCGGCUGAGGAACUGGCUGGCCACUGACCACCCGGAGGUCCUGACGGGAAGGAGAAGGUCUCACCUCACCUUGGUUGCCCGACAUUGGUUCCUGCAGUCAGCAACCAACCCUGCAGUGAGCUUUGCCAAGAUUGAAGCUGUGGCUUUAUCAGCCAGCUCCCUGGGCCUUCCCCACUGCCCAGCGCCAGGCAUCUGGGGAUCUGGUACAUAGAUGAAGCCUUCCUCCCCUCCAUACACACCCAGGCUUGAGCUGUCCCUAAGGCCCAGAACUUUCUGAUGUCUGAAAUGGAGGUGAUGUAAUGAAGAUGACUUCACCCACAAUGUCAUACAAUGGGCAUCU